This is a messenger RNA of Schizosaccharomyces japonicus yFS275, 1299 nucleotides long. Its product is annotated as Ric8 family guanine nucleotide exchange factor synembryn family protein. The transcript has 3 exons. Gene Ontology annotation, biological process: protein folding. The record is from RefSeq and is a predicted model, not a curated record. The coding region runs from base 1 to 1299 and encodes 432 amino acids. NCBI's taxonomy places the organism in Eukaryota, Fungi, Ascomycota, Schizosaccharomycetes, Schizosaccharomycetales, Schizosaccharomycetaceae.
AUGCCGGAUAGCAAAUCAACCGUUGACUUGCUUUCGUUUAGUGAGCGCGACAAUGGAUCGUUUAUUCCAACUAUUUGCAGCAAAUUGAAUGAUUUACUGAAACCUACAGCAUGGGAGCUGUCCGCCAAUUUGAUAGAAAUUGCUGUAUCUUUGAAAUUUUUAAGGAAGAAAAGUCGGGAGAAGGACGCUUGUCAAAAGAUUUCCAAUGCUUUAUGCUUAAACAGUGCGUGUCAAAUCGCCUUAUUAAGAUUGCUGUUUCUGUUAUGCGUUGGAGAAAAUGAUUUUGAUCGAACCUGGACAUUUCGAAUAAUAGAGCCUGGUUUACAGUUAGCAUUGGGUGGUACAGUUGUGUUAAAUAACUUGUCAACGGAGCCUGUAUCUGCUUCCGUAUUAGAUGAGCUAUUGCGGCUUGCAUAUGCUGUCGGUUCUUCAAAAGAUCUUCCAAAGAGCUACUCUACAGCUCAACUCUCACCCUUUGUAAUACAGCUAUGGAAGGAAACCGGUACAAGGGAUCCUUCCUAUACAAGCAACACAUCAUGGCACAUCGUCAAUGCAUUACUGGUGCUUCCUCUGCAAAACUUAACCUCCUCCUCUCUUUAUCAAAUCACAGAUAUAGCUCUUACAGCCUUGGAUGUCUUACUACCCUUAAAAGGCAUCCAGCUCCUUGAGGCUGGAAACGCUUCCUUCAAAGUACCGAAUUUUGCUUCCGUAUUCUUAACGGCUAAAGAACUAGAAGUUCGGCUUUCACCGCUUUUAGCUUUGUUACAAAACAUCGUUAAAGUAAAUGAUACUCAAACAUGUCGGUUACUCGAAUCUCGACUUUUCCCUUCCGAAGCUGACCGAUCCGCCUCUCUCGCCUUUGGCAGUGGCUUGCCCUCGCGGCUAUUGCGACUACUGGUUAUUCCUUGCUUCUUACAAAUGCCCCAACAGGUAGCUCAUCUUUACUACAGUCUCUGUAGAGAGAAUGCGAAAGUUUUAACGGACACUAUUGGCUUCGGUUAUGCUUCUGGCAUUUUGCGCGUAUGUCAGGAACCAACAGACUCCACUGUGUCCAAAGACUCCCUCUUUUCUGGUCUAUCUACUGCAACCGCUGAUAAUGUGAAUCCAAUCACUGGCGGUCGUACAGAGUCCGAGAAACCUGUUCCGGAAAUGUCGAUGGAGGAAAAAGAACGAGAAGCUGAACGUCUUUUCGUUCUCUUCCAAAGACUUGAAAAGAACGGUAUGAUCCAGGUUGAAAACCCGGUAAAAAAAGCCGUACGUAGUGGUCUUUUUGAAAACAGCAAUGAUAAUAAUGCUUAA